Messenger RNA from Alligator sinensis (Chinese alligator), 884 nucleotides. RefSeq names its product nicotinamide riboside kinase 2-like. The coding region runs from base 1 to 693 and encodes 230 amino acids. NCBI's taxonomy places the organism in Eukaryota, Metazoa, Chordata, Crocodylia, Alligatoridae. Gene Ontology annotation, cellular component: cytoplasm. The transcript has 8 exons. The record is from RefSeq and is a predicted model, not a curated record.
AUGAGAAUUAUAGAACUUCGCAAUGUUUCCUUCAUGUUGCCUGACAGCGAUUUCAAAAUGGCCCCGCCGCGUGGGCCGCCUCCGCGUGCGCCAUGCAGGUCAUCGUCGGCAUCGGCGGGGGGGCGGGGGGGGGGGGGCGCCCUGCCCAGCUGCAGCGUGGUGCACCAGGACGACUUCUUCAAGCCCCAAGACGACAUCCGGACGGAGGGUGGAUUCAAGCAGUAUGAUGUGAUCGGUGCCCUGGACAUGGACGCCAUGAUGAGCACUAUCAACGCCUGGAGAAAGAACCCGGUCAAGUUUGAACGCUCGCACGGCAUCAACAACACCCUGGGGGCCAGCCUCACGCAGGGCUCGGAGGACGGGGGUGACUCCCUCCACAUCCUCAUUGUGGAAGGCUUCCUGCUGUACACGUACAGACCACUGAUUGAAGUAUUCAACCAUCGGUACUUCCUUUCUAUUCCAUAUGAAGAAUGCAAGAGGAGGAGGAGUUCAAGAAAUUACACUGUACCAGACCCACCUGGAUUGUUUGAUGGCCACGUCUGGCCUAUGUAUGUAAAACACAAAAGGAUAAUGGAAGAUCUUAAAGUCGAUGUGGUGCACUUGGAUGGAACUAAAUCAAGGGAAGAGCUUUUUAAUGAAGUAUAUGGACAAAUCCAGAACAAGAUUGAAGAAUUACUGAAUAUGCAGAGAUAGACAAGCAGUGCAUGGAUCCUUACAAUCCAAGAAGAUGCCUCUUAGUACUUUAACUUAUUUGUGUACCAGACUUUGGCAACUAAGUCUCAGCUUCUGUGAAGACUUCAUUUUUUUUUUAAUUGGACUCUUCAGUUUUCGCCUGAAAACCAGUUACAUUUGGCCUUGAUUAAAAAGAUUUUUUUUCCAUCUGA